Molecule: messenger RNA, 8186 nt
Organism: Bactrocera neohumeralis
Lineage: Eukaryota; Metazoa; Arthropoda; Insecta; Diptera; Tephritidae
Gene: ACC
Product: acetyl-CoA carboxylase
Exons: 20
Coding region: 49-7347 (2432 amino acids)
Biological process (GO): fatty acid biosynthetic process
Molecular function (GO): metal ion binding; ATP binding; acetyl-CoA carboxylase activity
Source: RefSeq, a predicted model, not a curated record
UCACACACAUCUUGCUGUGGCAACAUACCCAAAUAUUCACCUUAAUCGAUGCUCAUCAUCAUCAUAAUACUGACAACAUUAUGUCUCGCCAUAACAAUCGUAUUGUCAGCGAUUUCGCGCUCGGACAACGCUAAUCGUAGCAAUCAAGUCGUCGUAUAUGGCGAGCAGCUUAGCAUAAAAAAUAACAAAACAUCGGGUGAGCCGCUAAAGGAACCGUCAUCAAACAGCAGCAGCAACAACCACAGUGAUUGUGUGAACCGCAUUAAGAAAGUACAAUUUUCGAAUGAGAAUAUCACAAUAGAGAAUAAUCAUAACGACUUUGCUGACAGCGGUCAACUAAACCACAAGCAUUGUAAUAACCUUGAAUUGAGUAGUAACAAUAGUGAAAGUAGCAAUAUCGAAAUCAGCAUGAGCAACGAUACAUCUACGGAGCGUCCCAGCUUUCUGGUUGGAGACGAAGUCGCAGCCAAUGGACUUGAUGAAGUCAGCGAAGCUAGCGAUGAAUUCCCACAAAAAAUGCAAAAUGAAACUCGUCCACAAAUUGAUUUGAUGGAACGUCGCAAACGUUUGAGGCCGAGCAUGUCGCGUGGCACUGGUCUGGGGCAGGAUCGAUAUCAGGACCGCGAUUUUCACAUUGCCACACCGGAAGAGUUUGUCAAGAAGUUUGGUGGUACGCGUGUCAUUAAUCGUGUGCUAAUCGCGAAUAACGGUAUUGCCGCUGUGAAAUGUAUGCGCUCGAUACGUCGUUGGUCCUAUGAGAUGUUCAAAAAUGAACGUGCUGUCCGAUUUGUGGUAAUGGUCACACCAGAGGAUCUUAAAGCCAAUGCUGAGUAUAUCAAGAUGGCCGAUCAUUAUGUGCCCGUACCUGGUGGAGCAAAUAACAACAACUAUGCCAAUGUUGAGCUGAUCGUCGAUAUUGCACUUCGGACUCAAGUUCAGGCUGUCUGGGCUGGUUGGGGACAUGCUUCGGAGAACCCGAAAUUGCCCGAGUUGUUGAAUAAGCAGGGUCUGGUCUUUUUGGGUCCACCGGAUCGUGCUAUGUGGGCGCUGGGUGAUAAGGUUGCCUCCUCGAUUGUCGCACAAACAGCUGAUAUACCCACGCUGUCGUGGUCGGGUACCGGACUGAAGGCGCAUUACAAUGGCAAGAAAAUUAAGAUUUCGAGUGAAUUGUUUCAACGCGGUUGUGUCAGUAACGCUGAAGAGGGUCUGAUAGCAGCAAAAAAAAUUGGCUUCCCGGUUAUGGUUAAAGCAUCCGAAGGUGGUGGCGGCAAAGGUAUUCGUCGUGUCGACAGCGAAGCCGAAUUUCCAGCGCUCUUCCGUCAAGUGCAGGCCGAAGUUCCCGGUUCACCCAUAUUCGUAAUGAAGCUGGCACGCGGCGCACGACAUCUGGAGGUGCAAUUGCUUGCUGAUCAGUAUGGCAAUGCGAUAAGUUUGUUCGGACGUGAUUGUUCGAUACAGCGUCGUCAUCAGAAGAUCAUUGAAGAAGCGCCAGCGAUUGUGGCACAACCCGAAGUGUUUGAGGAUAUGGAGAAAGCCGCUGUACGUCUCGCAAAAAUGGUGGGCUAUGUAAGCGCCGGUACGGUGGAGUAUUUGUAUGACUCAGAUGGCCAAUACUUUUUCCUUGAAUUGAAUCCGCGUCUACAAGUGGAGCACCCUUGCACAGAAAUGGUAGCAGAUGUGAAUUUGCCUGCCGCCCAGUUGCAAAUUGGUAUGGGUAUACCGUUAUAUCGUUUGAAAGAUAUUCGUCUCUUAUAUGGCGAAUCGCCGUGGGGCUCUUCGGUUAUUGAUUUCGAAAAUCCUGAGAAUAAACCACAACCAUCCGGACAUGUAAUUGCUGCACGUAUCACAUCGGAAAAUCCAGACGAAGGUUUCAAGCCCAGCUCAGGCACAGUGCAGGAAUUGAAUUUCCGUUCGAGUAAAAAUGUAUGGGGUUACUUUAGUGUUGCUGCUUCGGGUGGCUUGCAUGAAUAUGCCGAUUCUCAGUUUGGUCAUUGUUUCUCUUGGGGAGAAAAUCGUCAGCAGGCGCGUGAAAAUCUAGUCAUUGCGCUGAAGGAACUUUCGAUUCGUGGCGAUUUCCGCACAACCGUUGAAUAUCUGAUAACACUGUUAGAGACUAACAGCUUCUUGGAUAACACCAUUGAUACUGCUUGGUUGGAUGCUUUGAUUGCGGAACGUGUACAAUCGGAGAAACCCGAUAUUCUAUUGGGUGUCGUCUGCGGUGCAUUACAUAUCGCGGAUCGCCAGAUCAGCGAAGCAUUCUCCAGCUUUCAGACAUCACUCGAGAAGGGUCAGAUACAAGCCGCCAAUACUCUGACAAAUGUAAUCGAUGUAGAGCUGAUAAACGAGGGUAUGCGGUACAAGGUGCAGGCCGCCAAAAGUGGUGCAAACUCUUACUUCCUACUCAUGAAUAACUCUUUCAAAGAAGUGGAAAUACAUCGUUUGUCUGAUGGUGGGCUCUUAAUAUCAUUAGAAGGUGCCUCUUAUACCACUUACAUGAAAGAGGAAGUAGACCGUUAUCGUGUGGUAAUCGGUAAUCAAACUUGUGUCUUUGAGAAAGAAAACGAUCCCUCACUAUUACGCAGUCCAUCUGCUGGCAAGUUGAUUAAUUUGUUGAUUGAAGAUGGCGCACACGUUGCUAAAGGACAAGCCUACGCCGAAAUUGAGGUUAUGAAAAUGGUUAUGACACUCACUUCCCAAGAAGCGGGCACAGUUUCAUUCUUACGUCGCCCCGGUGCAGUGCUCGAUGCUGGCUCCCUUUUAGGCCAUUUGGAAUUAGAUGAUCCCUCAUUGGUAACUAAAGCACAACCCUACAAGAAUCCCUUCCCACUAUCUGAGAAUCCACAAGUGCCUGAGAAGCUGAAUCGUGCACACAACUUGUACAAAUCCAUUUUGGAAAAUACCUUGGCCGGUUACUGUCUACCCGAACCAUAUAAUGCACAACGUUUGCGCGAUGUUAUUGAAAAGUUCAUGACCAGCUUGCGCGAUGCUUCAUUGCCCCUGCUCGAACUGCAAGAGGUGAUCGCCUCCAUUUCGGGCCGCAUACCUGUGUCUGUGGAGAAGAAAAUACGCAAGCUAAUGACUCUGUAUGAGCGUAACAUCACCAGUGUGCUUGCCCAAUUCCCCUCGCAACAAAUUGCCGCAGUCAUUGAUAGCCAUGCUGCUACAUUGCAAAAGCGCACUGAUCGCGAUGUCUUUUUCCUCACCACGCAGAGUAUUGUACAGCUGGUGCAACGCUAUCGCAACGGUAUCAGGGGGCGCAUGAAGGCCGUCGUACAUGAAUUAUUGCGUCAAUACUAUGAAGUAGAGUCGCAGUUCCAACAUGGUCACUAUGAUAAAUGUGUCGCUUUGGUGCGUGAGAACAGCAAGGAUGAUAUGCAGAAGGUCGUGAACACUAUAUUUUCGCAUGCGCAAGUCUCGAAGAAGAAUCUACUAGUCACACUGCUGAUCGAUCAUCUGUGGUCAUUUGAACCGGGUCUAACUGAUGAGCUGGCAAAUACGCUGAGCGAAUUGACUUCGUUAAAUCGUGCCGAACACUCGCGCGUCGCAUUGCGUUGUCGCCAAGUACUAAUUGCCGCCCAUCAACCCGCCUAUGAACUGCGUCACAAUCAAAUGGAAUCGAUUUUCUUAUCCGCAGUCGAUAUGUACGGACAUGACUUCCAUCCGGAGAAUCUGCAACGCCUGAUAUUGUCCGAAACAUCGAUAUUUGAUAUCUUACACGACUUCUUCUAUCACACGAAUCGUCAAGUCUGCAAUGCUGCUUUGGAGGUGUACGUGAGACGUGCCUACACUUCAUACGAACUCACCUGCUUGCAGCACUUGGAGUUGUCUGGCGGUUUGCCCUUGGUGCACUUCCAAUUUUUGCUACCCACCGCACAUCCAAAUAGACUCUUCCCACGCAUGCUGCAAGAUGGCGAAGCUCGUGAAAAACUACUCGGCUCUUCGUUCAUGCGUACCGGUUGCAUGGCAGCCUUCGAUUCUUUUGAUCACUUCGAAAUGCACUCGGAUGAAAUUUUGGAUCUGUUGGAGGACUAUGCCUCACCUGCCUUUGUUAGCGCAAAGAUUUUAGAAGCUGUUGAUGCCGUUGAUUCCAUUUCUGACGGCCGUCUAAGCACAUCCAUCAAUGUCUCGCUUUCCGAUCCCAUUACACGCGCCAACGCUGUGGAAGAGGCAAAAUCCACCGAACCCAUUCACAUUAUUAGUGUUGCCGUACGUGAUAACGGUGAUAUGGAUGAUUUGCAAAUGGCGCACAUAUUUGGAAAUUUCUGUAAAGAGCACCGUGAUGAGCUAUUCCAGCGCCGCAUUCGUCGCAUAACAUUUGCCGCUUUGAAAAAACGCCAAUUCCCGAAAUUCUUCACCUACCGUGCCCGCGACAAUUUCGAAGAGGAUAGAAUAUACCGUCACUUGGAGCCCGCUUGUGCCUUCCAACUCGAACUGAAUCGUAUGAAAUCGUAUCAAUUGGAAGCAUUGCCAACUGCAAAUCAAAAAAUGCAUCUCUAUUUGGGCAGAGCAAAGGGGUCGAAGAGCCAAGAGGUCACCGAUUACCGUUUCUUCAUACGUUCCAUUAUACGACAUUCGGAUCUGAUCACCAAGGAAGCAUCGUUUGAAUAUUUACAAAACGAAGGUGAGCGUGUUUUGCUCGAAUCAAUGGACGAACUCGAAGUGGCGUUCUCACACCCGCACGCUAAACGCACCGAUUGCAAUCAUAUUUUCCUCAAUUUCGUGCCAACCGUUAUAAUGGAUCCGGCGAAAAUCGAGGAAUCCGUUACAAAAAUGAUCAUGCGCUACGGGCCACGUCUUUGGAAACUACGCGUACUGCAAGCUGAGCUGAAAAUGUUGAUCAGACAAUCACCGCAAUCACCAACACAAGCCAUACGCUUGUGUAUUGCCAAUGACUCGGGUUACUUCUUAGACAUUGCCAUGUACACUGAGGUCACCGAUCCAGAGACGGGCAUUAUCAAGUUCAAGGCUUACGGCGAAAAGCAAGGAUCACUACACGGUCAUCCGAUUUCUACACCGUACAUGACCAAAGAUUUUCUGCAACAAAAACGCUUCCAGGCGCAACAGAAUGGCACAACAUAUGUGUAUGACAUACCCGAUAUGUUCCGCCAAAUGACCGAGCGCCAUUGGAAGGAAUACUCAAAGGCACGUCCCACUGUGGAUAUCAGAAUCCCGGAUAAAAUUUUGAUUGAAUGCAUGGAACUGGUAUUGGAUGAUGAUAAUCUCGUUGAGAUGCAGCGCCUACCAGGCGAAAACAAUUGCGGCAUGGUUGCCUGGCGUAUUGUACUGGCCACACCCGAGUACCCAGAGGGCCGUGAAAUUAUUGUGAUAGCCAAUGACUUGACAUAUUUUAUGGGCUCUUUCGGCAUCAAAGAAGAUAUACUCUUCAAUAAGGCAUCGCAAUUAGCACGCAGCAGAAGAGUGCCAAGGAUUUACAUUUCGGUGAACAGUGGCGCACGCAUCGGUUUAGCCGAAGAGGUGAAAUCGUUGUUUAGAGUGGCAUGGGAAGAUCCCGAAGAGCCCGACAAGGGUUUCAAAUAUCUCUAUCUGUCCACAGAGGAUUAUAGUAAAAUCGCCAAUUUGAAUUCGGUACGCGCCAUACUGAUCGAAGAUGAGGGUGAACCGCGCUAUAAAAUUACCGACAUUAUCGGCAAGGAGGACGGUUUGGGUGUGGAAAACUUGCGCCAUGCCGGUUUGAUUGCCGGUGAGACAUCGCAGGCGUAUAAUGAAAUUGUCACAAUGUCUUUGGUGACGUGCCGUACCAUUGGUAUCGGUUCGUAUUUGGUGCGCUUGGGUCAACGUGUCAUACAAAUUGAUAACUCGCACAUUAUACUGACUGGUUAUGCCGCGCUCAAUAAGUUGCUUGGUCGCAAAGUGUACGCUUCCAACAAUCAAUUGGGUGGUGUGCAAAUCAUGUACAACAACGGUGUCACACAUAAGACUGAAGCCAUGGAUCUCGACGGUGUGUAUACGCUUCUUCAAUGGCUUUCAUACAUUCCAGCAUACAUCGGUUGUGAUUUGCCGAUUGUAUUGCCAAACGAUCGCAUUGAUCGCUCUGUAGAUUUUAUGCCAACGAAAUCGCCAUAUGACCCAAGAUGGAUGUUAGCCGGACGCGUGAAUCCAGUUAAUCCCAACGAAUGGGAGAAUGGCUUCUUCGAUCGUGACAGUUGGGCUGAAAUUAUGCCGACCUGGGCGAAAACGGUUGUAACUGGACGCGCCCGCUUGGGUGGUGUACCGGUUGGUGUUAUUGCUGUUGAAACUCGUACGGUUGAGGUGGAACUACCAGCCGAUCCCGCUAAUUUAGACUCUGAAGCCAAAACACUUCAACAAGCCGGACAAGUCUGGUAUCCAGAUUCUUCAUAUAAGACAGCGCAGGCCAUUAAAGAUUUCGGACGCGAAGAGCUGCCAUUGGUUAUAUUUGCUAAUUGGCGUGGUUUCUCCGGCGGCAUGAAGGACAUGUACGAGCAAGUGCUUAAAUUCGGCGCAUACAUUGUGGAUGGCUUGCGUGAAUACAAAAAACCGGUCAUCAUCUACCUACCACCAAAUGCAGAAUUGCGUGGUGGUGCCUGGGCCGUCUUGGAUUCACUGAUUAAUCCACGUUAUAUGGAAACCUAUGCAGAUCCAGAGGCACGUGGUGGUAUUUUGGAGCCGGAGGGCUUAGUCGAAAUCAAGUACAAAGAGAAGGAUUUGUUAAAGACAAUUCAUCGCUUGGAUACAACAACCAUUGCGCUCAAAAAAGAGUUAGAAGAAUUAAUCUCUACCGGCGAUAAAAUCAAAGCCGCCGUGGUUGAGGAAAAACUAAAGACACGCAUCUCACAAUUGACGCACGUUUAUCACACGGUAGCUGUGCACUUUGCCGAUCUGCAUGACACGCCCGAACGUAUGCUGGAAAAGGAAUGUAUCAGCGAAAUUAUACCGUGGCGCGAUUCUAGACGUCUGCUACAUUGGCGCUUGCGACGUUUGCUGCUCGAGGAUGCUUACAUAAAGAAAAUAAUGAAGGCGCAAGAGAGCCUUUCGGUGGGUCAAGCCAAACAAAUGUUGCGUCGCUGGUUGGUGGAAGAUCGUGGUGCCAUGGAUGCGUAUAUCUGGGAUAAAAACGAAGAGAUGGUGCAUUGGUAUGAGGAACAGAAACGGCCAGACUCUGUGGUCACGAAGAAUAUAAACGCUGUGAAACAGAAUGCGGUAAUCUCGAAAAUCACCGAAAUGCUUGAGGAUUGCCCGGAUGUCUCGUUAGAUGCUGUUGUAAGCAUAUGCCAAGGCCUCACGCCUAUGAAUCGCGGUGCUGUGGUGCGCACAUUAACACAAUUGGAGUUGAAUGAGGAGACGACAGCAUCAAAUACGCAGGGAUGAUAUCGCGCAUAUUAAUUCAUAUGCGUAUUUGUUUGUAUAUCAGACAUGCGUUAAUAAUGUAUUAACAUUCAAAUCGUUUGUGUGGCCAAAUACAUGCGUACAUACAUACUCUACUCAUCAUCCACAACUUCAACACGCAACGAAGUUUAGUCUCUUACGUAGCAAUACGGUACUGUAAAUACUUAGAUAAGCGUACAUAAAAUGAGCGACCAACGUCUCGCUAUAGCUUCGUCCUACACACUUCAUAUGCGCUUUGUUAAUGCAAAUUGUUUGUUUUUCUCUAAUUUAGUUUAUUAUUAUGUACAAUACAUUGGCUUUAUUAAAUACUGAUUUAUUUAAUAUAAAACGUACAUAUGUAUCUACGGCUUGUUUAUGUGCUCUUUUACUCUUCCUAUUUGUAAGCAAAAUAAAUACUAAAAAAUAACUGAAAGUAAUAAUCCGAAUGGCAGCACAAUACUAUAUGACUAGUUACAAUUUACAUUAUAUACGUAAAAUAAUACAUAAAGAGGGGUGUACAAACCAUGUUUGAUAUUUAGUUUAGUACAGUGUAUCUUAUAGCAUACUUUUUUUUUGAAUUGUUAAAAAUGUACAAAAAAUUAUGAAAAAUAAUUAGAAAGAUACCCUUAAUAUAGUAAAUAGAAAACUUUUCAAAUGCAUACAUACUAUAUUUAGUUGUAUAACAAUUGUGAAUUAACGAACAAAGUGGAUGUUAACUAUUGUAAAAUAAAAUAAAGCAAGUUUUAAAUUAUCCACAGACACUAAAAUUAUGUCAAGCCUAAGGCUAAUUACUAUAUAAUAAAUGGAAAUAUAAAUUAGUAAAUAAAUAUAUUGGCAUUGAA